Molecule: messenger RNA, 3042 nt
Organism: Thecamonas trahens ATCC 50062
Lineage: Eukaryota; Apusomonadida; Apusomonadidae
Exons: 3
Coding region: 1-3042 (1013 amino acids)
Source: RefSeq, a predicted model, not a curated record
AUGCGGAGAGGCGGCUCCAACGCCGAGCUGGGCGGCGAGGCUGCUGCCGCGGCGCUCCACAAACGGAUGUCCAAGAAGGUUGCCGCGCUCACCAAAGUCAUCUACCACCUCAACACCAAGAACGAGGACCACGAGUAUGAGCUCCGUGAACUGCAGGCCCGCCAUGACGCAGAAGUCGAGCGCGUGCUGGCCGACACCAAGCGCCGCAUCGACGAGUUCAAGCGCCAGGCCGAUGCAGGCUCGUCGGCACGGACCAAGGAGGCGCUCAAGCUCUACGCCCAGCAGAACGAGGCAAACAAGGCCAAAGCUCUCGCCCAGUUUGAGGCCUUCCGUGACUCGGUUGCCGAUCGCGAGAAGAGCCUGGCGACCAAGUACUCCACAAAGGUCUCCUCGCUCUCCAAGCAAGUCGCCUCACUCAAGGCCGCACUCGCCGACAAGAUGGCUGCUUUUGACGAGCUCGCCGCCGCUUUUGAUUCGUCGCGAGCAUCUUCUGCUGCUGACGCCGCCGCACGCCACGAGGCCGAGAUGGACACCGCCAUCAAGGCCGCAAACGAAAAGUACAACGCCAUGCUUGCCGAGCGCCUCGAGGCCGAGGACGCGCUCCGCCUCGAGCUCGAGACCCGCUCCAACGAACGUAUCGACUCGCUUGUAGCUGCCGCUCGCGCCGAGGUCCAGGCUGCCGCCGACGCCGCUGCUGCUGAUGCUGCUGCUGCUGCUGCCGCCAAGCUCGCUGCCGCCAACGCUACCAACGACAAGCUCCGCGAUGCAGCUGCCGCCGCUGCCGCCGCCGCCGCUGCUGCCGCAGAACUGGCCGAGUCAAAGCACGCCGCUCACGCUGAACAGCUCGAGGCGCGCCUUGCAUCGGCCCUGCAGGACGUAGCCGAUCUCGAGGCGUCACGGGCGCGCCUCGAGUCGGCCCAUGGUCAGACGUCCGAGGCCGUCUCCGAGCGCGACGCCACCAUCGCCAAGCUCCGUGCCGAGCUGAGCGAUAAGUUGACAGCCCUUGAGGCUGCAAGCAAUGAGGCUGCCGAGGCCAAGGCUCGCAUUGCGGCGCUCGAGACCGAGCUGGUAACUGCAAAGGCAUCUGCCGACGCCGCCGCCGCCGAUGCCGACGCCGCUCUCGCCGACGCCAAGUCCCAGCUUGCCUCAACCGAGCGCUCGCUAGAGGCAGCCCGCGCGUCUGGCUCUUCGUCGGUCGCCGAGCUCUCUGCCGAGCUGGCGACUGCCAAGGCUUUGGCCGCCGCUGCCGCGGAGUCUGCCGCCGCCGCCCUGGCUGCCGCACAAAGCGCCGCCGCAGCAGAGCUGGCCGCCGCAAAGAACGCCGCCGCAAACGCCGCUGCAGAGUCUGCCGCCACAAUUGCUCAGCUCGAGGGCGAUCUUGCCACUGCUCGCGAGUCUUCCACCAUGUCCGCUCAGAGCUUGCAGAACCAGCUGGCUCGUGCCCAGGAGGCACUUGCCGCCGCUGAGCAGCGUGAGACCGACGCCAACGCCGAGCUUGCUUCACUCCAUAACGAACUCUCGCAAGUGCGUGCUGACCUGGCCGCCGCCGAGGCCAAGCUGGCUGCGGCCUCCUCCAACUCAUCUUCCAAGCUCGAGUCUACUGCCACGGAUCGCGACGAGGCGAGGACCGCGCUCACCCUCGCGUCGGAGAAGCUGACCGUCGCUGAGACGGCCGUCGCCUCGCUGGAGGCUCAAGUUGCGGAACUGCAGCGCAAGCUUGAGUCCGAGGCCGAGGCCCACCGCGACUCACUGACCGCCCUUCAGGCCGAGGCUCAGUCCACGCUCAAGUCCGAGCUAUCCGACUUUGAGGCUGCGCUCCGCGCCCAGGUCACUGCCGAGUGCGAGGCUACCGCUGCCGCCAAGCUCGACGCGCUCCGCGCCCAGCUCGAGCGCUCGGCCGCCGCCGCGGAAGCCUCGCUACUCAAGCAGUGUGCCGAGCUCGAAGCCGAAGUUGCCCGCCUCAACGCCGCCGCCACCGCCGCCGCCGCCGCCCAUGAGGCUGCUCUCGCCGAAGCCCGCUCGGCUCAGAACCAGACGGCUGCCGCCCUUGCUGCCGAGCGCGAUGAGGCUCUCGCUGCUGCCAAGGCCGAGCUGGCUGCCGCCGAAGCAAAGGCCAAGGCCGACCUCGAAGCGCUCCGCAUCGCGCUCGAGUCGCAGGCAAGAGUCGACUUGGCCGCCGCACAGGCGGCUGCCCGUGACGCGCUCGAGGCCCAGACAGCUACAGCCGAUGCCGAACUCCGCGACGCCGUCGCCGCUGCCGAGCUCCGCGCCGCAAACAUACUUGCCGAGCGCGAAGCCGAGCUAGCUGCAACAGCAGCCGCAGCCGCCGACGCCGCCGCAGCCGCUGCAGCUCAGGAGCUCGCCGCACAAAAGUCGGCCGCUGACUCUGCGCUGCGUGCCGUCAAGAACGAGCUGGAUAGUGUCCGGACCGCCCACGCUGCAGAGGUCCAGGCCCAUGCCACGUGCCGCAACGAGCUCGCUGACGCGCGCUCGCUUGUCGAGUCGACCCGAGCUGAGCUCAAGACCAAGGUGCAAGACGUGCUACAGAUCCGCUCCGAGUCCCGGGCGGCGCUGGCGGCGUUGGAAGACGAGCUCCGGGCUAAAGCCAGCGCUGAGGCCGACGCCGCUGCUACAGCGGCGGCAGCGCAGCUCGAGAGCGUCAAGCAGGAGUUUGCCACUACCCUCAAGCUCAUGGAUGACAAGGUCGCGCUCCUCAACUCACAGAUCAAGGACCUAGAGUAUCAGUACGAGCACCGCGAGGCAAGGCCGCAGGACGUCGAGCGCAUUGCCGCGCUCGAGGACUUGGUCCAGGAGCGGACGGCGCUGCUCAACAAGGCCAUGGACGACAUGCAGUACUUUAAGCUCGAGCUGGUCAACCGCGAGACCUCGUACAAUCGAAUCUUUACCGCCGGCGGCGCACCCAAGCUCAACACAAACGCCGCAAAGUCGCCGGCUCGCCUUCCACCGCUCCGCUCGUCGCGGUCGUCGGGCAUGCACGAGCACGCCGCGUUUGAGGGCGGUGCCAAGCUCCGGUGGCAGUAG